AUGUCGACUAUGCAGGGUCUUCUCAAGAAGAUCGUCAAGAACGAGGCGAUGCAGAACGACCCCGCCGAGAUCUACGGCUGGAGAGUGUUCGCGCUCGCCGCAUCCGCCUGUUUCGGUGCCAUGUCCUUCGGUUGGGACAGUUCCGUCAUUGGUGGUGUCGUUGUCAUGAAGCCAUUCAUGAAUGACUACGGUUUGGAGAACGCAUCCAAGGUCGACACCGCCAACCUGACGGGCAACAUCGUCUCUACCCUCCAAGCCGGUUGCUUGGUGGGUGCCCUCGCCGCCGCCCAGCUCACCGAUAAGUUCGGUCGCAAGUGGUGUCUCGUCUCUGUUGCCGCCGUCAUCCUCGUCGGUGUUGCCAUGCAAGCUGCUUCUCUCGGUAAACUCGCUCCCAUCUUCGUCGGUCGCUUCAUCUCCGGUCUCGGUGUCGGCGCUGCCUCCAGUAUCAACCCGCUUUACGUCUCUGAAAACGCCCCUCGUGCAAUCCGUGGUCUUUUGACCGGAAUGUACCAACUCUUCAUCGUCACUGGUGGAAUGAUUGCUUUCUGGAUCAACUACGGUGCCGAGGUCAACCUCAGCGGCAAGAGUCAAUACGUUUUCCCCCUAGCCAUCCAAGGCCUGCCAAGUCUUUUGCUGCUCGUCUGCAUGCUCUUCUGCAAUGAGUCUCCUAGAUGGCUUGCCCGCAAGGAUAGGUGGGAGGAGUCCAAGAAGAUCCUGUCGGUGCUCCGUAACCUGCCCGAGACACACCCUUACCUCGAGCAAGAAUUCCAAGAGAUCGUCGACCAGCUGCAGCACGAGAGAGAGCUCAUCGGCGAGGCUACCUUCAUGAACAUGCAGAAGGAGAUGUGGACCAUCAAGGGCAACCGAAACCGCGCUCUCAUUUCCAUCUUCUUGAUGAUCUGCCAGCAAAUGACCGGUACCAACGCCAUCAACACUUACGCCCCGACUAUCUUCAAGGGCCUCGGCAUCUCUGGCCGCUCCACUCCUCUUCUGUCCACUGGUGUCUACGGUAUUGUCAAGGUCUUGGCUUGCAUCUGCUUCCUCCUCUUCAUGGCCGACUCUUUGGGUCGUCGUCGCUCACUGCUCUGGACGUCCAUUGCCCAAGGUCUCUGUAUGUUCUACAUUGGUCUCUACGUCCGCAUCUCCCCGCCUAUCGAGGGAGAACCGGUCCCGGGUGCCGGAUACAUGGCACUGGUGGCUAUCUUCCUCUUCGCUGCAUUCUUCCAAUUUGGUUGGGGUCCUGCCUGCUGGAUUUACGCCUCUGAAAUCCCCACUGCUCGUCUUCGUUCCCUCAACGUCGCCCUCGCUGCUGCCACCCAGUGGCUGUUCAACCUGAUCGUCUCCCGCACUGUCCCCAACAUGUUGGCCACCGCGGGCUCUCACGGUUACGGAACCUACCUUAUCUUCGGCAGCUUCUGUUUCUCCAUGUUCUUCUUCGUCUGGUUCUUCGUCCCCGAGACCAAGGGUGUCUCCCUCGAGCACAUGGACAAGCUCUUUGGUGUCACCGACUACGACACAGACAAGAACCUCGUCCACGACAACGCCAGCGACACCAAGGUGCCCGCCCAGGUCCAGAUCGAGACGACCAACACCAACGACCCGUACAACCACGUCCGCAAGGAGUCUGCUUAG
Colletotrichum chrysophilum is the source of this 1632-nucleotide messenger RNA. RefSeq lists its product as uncharacterized. Bases 1 to 1632 code for a protein of 543 amino acids. Gene Ontology annotation, cellular component: membrane. Lineage: Eukaryota; Fungi; Ascomycota; Sordariomycetes; Glomerellales; Glomerellaceae. Gene Ontology annotation, biological process: transmembrane transport; carbohydrate transport. Gene Ontology annotation, molecular function: carbohydrate:proton symporter activity. The record is from RefSeq and is a predicted model, not a curated record. The transcript has 4 exons.